Messenger RNA from Paraglomus brasilianum, 1989 nucleotides. Lineage: Eukaryota; Fungi; Glomeromycota; Glomeromycetes; Paraglomerales; Paraglomeraceae. The record is from the annotation of a GenBank genome assembly.
AUGUCGAAAAAGGUCAGAGAGUUUCGAGGUGCUUCCAUAGAAUUGAUUUCGCCUGUAGCGCAAGUGGUGUAUUUUCCCGGUGUAGCCGAACUAUUCACUAUCAUUGAGCGAAUCGUUGUGCUCAUCGACACCGCAAGAUAUAAUAGAGAAGCAUUGCUUUACAUGAAGGUGUAUAUGACAGAAGUAAAGCAGACAAUCCGUGACAAUAGUGAAACAAUAAACGAGGAAUAUACCCCAAGUUUGAUGAAAGCGCUGAAAAAAUUGGGAAAAAUAGAUCGAAAGAUACGUGACCUAUUUACCGACCUGGACAACGCCCUCAAUGCUGCUGAUCUAAGAGUAACCUUGGAAAACAAUAAAGAUCUUAAGAAGAUAUUGGGAAUCACAAAGAGGGUGGAUGAACACAUGAUGGACUUGGAUAAUAGGAUUAAAAUUGAUAUCACAACUGUGAAAGACGUGGUGACGGAGAAAGUUAAAAAUUCUUUCAUGACUACUGCAAUUUUCCAUGGCGUUCCGUUAUCACAGGAAAUAAUAGACGAAUUAACGAUUAACCCAGAACAUAUCAACCCCGUUUGCGAUGCUCAACCUAAUGGCGAUGUUUUUACAAAAGUUAUAUAUUGCGGUGGUCUUUAUGCUGCAAAAGUUAAAAUUGCAAGAGCUCACAACGACAUUAGUCUGUCCUGGGCACAGGCCUUUAUGAGCUCCAAAUCGAAUGAGGGUUUAUUCACGAAAAUCUUCGGCAUUCUACUGGACGGAGGAACUUAUUACAUGAUUACAGAGUGGCCAGGAAAGGGAACGCUCUACGAAUACCUUAAGACACACAGAGAUAUUCCGUGGUCACUAAAGAUAAGAUGGGCGAUUCAAUUAGCACGUGCGCUUGACACUUGUCACAGUAAGUUCAUUAUACACCAUGUCAUUCACAGUCGUAACGUGAUCGUAGAUAUGAACGACAACGUCAAAUUAACAAAAUAUCUUCGUGACAGAAGAACGGAUGAUUGUAUAGAAAUAGAUUCGUUUGUGUUUGCUGAUGAGUAUGAUGUUAUCAGAUGGUCAUGUCCUGAAAAACACGAUCCUAAUCCCACGUUUCCUAUUACUAUGUCGGCCGAUGUAUACAGCUUCGGCAUGCUUAUGUGGGCAAUAACUUCUCACGAGAUUCCUUUCCCAGACAAAUCCAUUGUUGAAGUAUAUACCUUAUUAAAAAAUUCAGUUAGAUUCAAAGAUCAGGACGCUCCGCGCCCGCCAGUAGUUCCUGGUACACCAGAAAAUUACACGAGUAUAAUGCAGAAAUGUUGGAGACAAGACCCAGGAAAUCGUCCAACAAUGGCUUACGUUGUAGCGGAACUGGAACGACUCGAGAUGUACAGGAAAAAUUCACCCGAUGCAGAUACUUAUGGGACUUGCUCUAGUAGUAUGCAAGAAUCUGAGCCGCGCGAGCCGGAGCCAAUAACGAUCUAUUCCGCACGCAAGUUACAUGCUGAAAAGCGCUACAGAGAAGCCUUCAAACAGUUUAAAACGCUCGCUGACGACGUGAAUCCCGACGCUGAAGCAAACUUCUACGUCGGCAGAUACCUCAUGGACGACAGAAUCGGUUGUGGCAAUGAUCUUAAUGUGGGGAUAAGCUAUUUAGAAGUAGCAGAAGAUUUGGGAUGCAGUGAGGCAAUUCAGUAUCGUGCUCAAGAGAAAAUGGCAGCAGCUGCGGAACUGCGAAAAAGGUUUAUAGAAGCGGGAAAACUCGAUGAUGCGAAUUUAAUUUUGGAAAGAAUGAAGACAGAGUGUCUACCAUUGUUUCGUAAUGGUGCGGAUCGCGGCAAUCUGCGUUGUAUGAAAGAUUUAGCUGAUUAUGGGGCAAAGCUAGGAGAUAAGCAGAGUUACGUGGACGGUCUUAGAAUGUUGGAUAACUUAAUUGCAAAAACUCAAGAUCCUAAGCAGAAAGCUAAAGCACAAGAUUAUUUAGUGAAGUUGCAACAGCACAAAAACGCAUUUAUGUAUUGA